UGCAAGAUUAAUGAAUUUCGCCAUCAAAAGAUCUAAUCUACUUUGCCUGCGUGGGUGGAAGUAAUGCAUAAAUAGGUAAUAGCAAUUUUGCUGUUUGCAUUUACCACAUUCCUUCACUGGUUCUGGAGCUAACUAAAAGGCAACGUCAAAUCAAGAUCUGAGAAGAGUUUUAUGAAGUGCUGAGAAGACCAACGGCGAAUUACAAUGACAAAGAGAGUUUUUCUCUGGACUGCUCCGAGAUGCGUCUCAACUGCAUUCGAACGCUCGGUAAUGGAGCUAGAGAACAGCAAGAUAUUCCACGAGCCUUACUCGUGGGCUUACUAUUUUGGGCCGCAGCGACAAAGCAGUCGGUAUGAGAACCAGACUCCUGUUGAAGUGCACAAUUACAGGGCCAUUGGCAAAAACCUACUCAAAGAAUACGACGGUAUUGACUUGGUCUUCUCAAAAGAUAUGGCAUACGCUGUUGAUAACCAUUUCAACGAUUUACUCGGCGACGGAAUGAGCAGCUUCCAGCACACAUUCCUCAUACGUGACCCAAAGAAGACAAUACCGUCUCUGCACGCUGCAUCUGUGAACAAACAGCUAACGGGAUGGGACUACUUUGACCCGAAGGAAAGUGGCUUCAGGGAAAUGUAUGAGCUAUACACAUUUGUUGUCAAGCACAUAGACAAGUGCCCCGUCAUAGUUGAUGCAGACGAUUUGUUGGAAGAUCCUGAAGGCAUAAUGCAGGCAUAUUGUGAAGGCAUUGGCGCCAGGUUUGAGAAGAAAAUUCUGGAAUGGGAGCCAGGACCAGUGCCAGACUGGGAUGUGUGGGCAGGGUGGCAUGAAAACGCACUGAAAAGCUCAGGCUUUCAGAAACAGGAUCCCAACAAAUCCAAGAUCGAUGCCUCAAAGAAAGGCGAAGAGAAGUUACCAAAUGUAGUUAUGCAAACGAUUGAGCGUUGCAUGCCAUUUUACGAAGAAUUGCACAAAAACAGAAUACGGGCAAGCACCGCUAAAAGUCACCAAAGUCGUUGAGGGAAUAUCAACGUGUGAACAGUGGUGGUUGCUGUGUAAAUACAACUUUUUGCCUCGAACUGGUGGAGAGAAAACGAAAUAUCUUACACGAAAUAAUCAAGUAAUCUAAUAGUUAGUUGUACAUAAUAUGAACUGACGCUUUUUAGUUUCAGAAUCACCAUUACUUUUGUAGGCAAAGCAAUAUUGUCGGUAUCUAAUUUGUUUGUAGAAUAGAAUCAAUUGAAAGAUAAAAAAUGCUUAAGUAAACACUCGUUAACUGGGCUGGGAACACUCUAAUGAAAAACUAAAAAUGAUAGGAAUCACAAAAGAUAUAUUUACAAUGAACCCAAACUUAACUUAAAUUCUUUAAUUUUAUAAAGAUUUCAGAAAACAUUUCAAUUAUGAAAUAAUUUCAAGAAAUAUUUCAAUUAUGAUUAAGGAAACAUUUGGAUUCAGCAUCGACAAUAAACGAACAAAUUUUUGUGACCCACUUUUACAAUCGUAUUUGAAUUACUGCAAAUUAGAAUAACAAAGAAAUUUUGAGGUACGAGGUAGGCUUGAAAUUUUGAAUUUCAAAAUCUUUGGUAGCGUAUCUUUUACUUGGUCCAGAGUUCUAAGAGUAAAAUACGAAGAAAAUUUGUGACAGUAGUAAUAAGUUCUUGUAAUGAUUGAAAUGUAUAGAUAUAAAUCAGAAAUUGAAUCAAAACUAUACAAUUUUAAUUUUGGAUAGAUUACUAACAGUUCUUUCUCUAACAACAAAACCUUGAAGUCAAUCAGAAAAGAAAAGGAAUUAAUCUUCAACUGAUAAAUACAUUAACUUCAGCUAUAGAUUUAAGCAAUAUUUCUCACAUACAAUGCUAAUGAUCAAUUUUUACCUCAAUUAAAUCAGAUAAGAAGACACAUUGCAGGAAGUAUAAAAAAAUCUUAGGGGGAAGGCCAAAGGGGGUAAGCUCCCUAGUGAAAAAUCACGUGGCAAGGCUACUUCUAGCGCUUGAAAUCAUAAACCAGAAGCAAAUACUAUCUAGAAAAAUUUGGAUAUUUCAUGAAAAGAUGCAUAUCUGUAAAAGGUGGGAUAGAAUAAAGAGGUUCUUUUUGCAGAAAGCAGCAAUGAUUUACGCGACAAGCAAUUAAUGCUUACAAACAGAUGGAUUGUUGCUGACACUCAAAACUUCACAAUAUGUCCAUCUUCCAAUGUUUUUCAGUGAAAACUUUAACAGGUCUUAUCUAAAGCUCAAGAAGCCACUUUACCCACAAACUCUUCUAUUUUUUCCUUCUCAAUAAGACCAACAAAUUUAUCAGUCAAUUUUCCAUUUUUGAAGGCAGCAACCGUUGGAACUGACAUAACCUAAAAAAGGAUUUUUUUGAGAUAAAAAAUGAAACACAAUAGAUAGGGGUUUAGCACAGCUUUUUAUUGUCUUUUGUAAAAUAUGUUAUCAACUACUAUUUAAUAGCAAAGUAAACUGUUGGAAAAAAGUUUGUUACAAUGAAA
Molecule: messenger RNA, 2485 nt
Organism: Rhopilema esculentum
Lineage: Eukaryota; Metazoa; Cnidaria; Scyphozoa; Rhizostomeae; Rhizostomatidae
Source: RefSeq, a predicted model, not a curated record